AAAAUGAAUAUAUAUAUAUAUAAAUGAAUACAAUUUGAUUAUCAAAGUAUUUAGUACUGUUUCAAAAAUAUAACAUGGAAAAUCCAGAAGAAUUUGCUGACUGGGAGCAAAUCCAGUCUCCGUUUUCCGCCAUUAAUACAGCUGCGCCGUCGAUUUUCCCACCUCGAAACCACGAGGAUUUGCCAAUUAGCAACGAGAAUCGACACUCGCAAGAGCAAGAACCGAGCAUCGGUUUGCUCUUGCCGUCGUCGGAAAGUGACGAUGACGGUGUGCUAAGGAGAUGGAUAAGGCUGCGUUUGGGAGAUGCGCAGAUCGGGAUUUUCCGAUUUGCUGGCACGGUCGGAAAAUAUGUCCCUUCUAAAGGGGCAUUUCGGUCAUUUGCAUGGACAUCAGGAGGAGUUGCUGCUGCGGUUUUGCUGGUUUGGUUCUUGCACCGCAGAAUUCUGCUAUGGUGGCGGAGGCGCGUGCAGCUAAAGAGCGGAAACGAGAGCCUCGUGACUCUCGUAAGAGAAAAAGACGAGAGAAUCAACCAGCUUUUGCUCCAAAUUGCCACAAUGAACGAGAUUUUGCUAGCACGUCGAAGGGUUCCUGUUAUUCGAGUAAAACGAAUAAAUAACACAAGGUGAACACAGAAAUGCUUACUAGAAGAACACGAAAGAAUGGUUCAGAACUUUGUAUGUAUAAUGUAUAUUGUAUAAUGUAUAGUUGUAUACCCUUGGAAUUGAGUUUUACAAUUCCUUACGUAUACUCGGUGCAUCUUGUACCCUGUUCGUAAC
Messenger RNA from Erythranthe guttata (spotted monkey flower), 776 nucleotides. RefSeq lists its product as uncharacterized. The record is from RefSeq and is a predicted model, not a curated record. Lineage: Eukaryota; Viridiplantae; Streptophyta; Magnoliopsida; Lamiales; Phrymaceae.